AUGUCCCUAGAGAAAACCCCCCAUCCCAGCGAUGAAGAACUCCAACCAUCUACCCCCGUUGACAUUGACCAUACCAUCAAACAUCCAGUAAAAUGGUACCGCUCAACAACCUACAACGCCCUAAUCCUCGGGCUCUGCAACUUCCUCGCCCCCGGAAUCUGGACCGCAAUGAACAGUCUCGGCGGAGGAGGAUCCGAAUCGCCCUACCUCGUUGACGCCGCCAACGCGCUCACCUUCGGGCUAAUGGUAUUUUCCUGUUUCUUCGGGAGCAUUCUCGUCCGUUUCGUCGGGAUCAAAUACACCCUUGUCCUCGGCACAAUCGGCUACGCACCAUACGCAGCGGGGCUAUACACCCAUAACCGCUUCGGAACCGACUGGUUAGUUCUAUUCGGCGCAGCGCUGUGUGGACUCUCCGCGGGGGUGUUCUGGAUGGCGGAGAGUGCGAUCGCGCUAUCUUACCCUGAGCCCGGGAAUCAAGGCCGGUUUCUGGGAUUAUGGUUGAGUUUUCGUGUCGGGGGGCAGAUUCUCGGCGGAGCGAUUAAUCUGGGAUUGAAUGUUGGACGGAAUACAGCGGGGAGUGUGUCGUAUUCUGUCUUUGCUGUGUUUAUUGCUCUGCAGGCUUUGGGACCAGUGGGGGGGUUAUUGCUUACGUCUCCGGAACGGGUGCAGAGGAGUGAUGGGCAGAAGGUUAAGUUGCGCAUUGCGCAUAAUCCUUGGUAUGAGGUGAAGGCAAUGAUGGGGAUGUUUUGUCGACGGGAGUUUCUCCUGAUAGUACCGUUGAUUGCGCAGGCGACGUAUACGGAGGCGGUCAUGUUCACGUAUUUGGAUUUGUGGUUUAGUGUGCGGGUUCGGGCGUUGGCGAGUUUUUUGUCCGGGGUGUUGGCGUUGAUUGGGGGGAAUGUGUUGGGGUGGUUUUUGGAUAGAGGUGGGCUUGGGUUGAAGGGAGGGUGGUGGGUUUGGGCGACGGUGGUGACAACGGGGUAUACAUAUGGAAGUGGUGGAAGUGGGCAGGUGGCGAUUGAUUGGUCGGAUGAGGGGUUUGCGAGGGGGUUUGUGUUGUAUUUGAUGUGGGUGCUGGGGUUUCAGUUGAAUUAUAUGUUUUUGUACUUUGUGGUGGGCAAUUUGGCGGCGGAUGAAGAAGAGGUGGUUAGGAUUAGUGGGCUGUUGAGAGGUGUUGAAUCGGCCGUGCAGGCGGUUUCGUAUGGCUUGAGCAGUGUCGGCAUCAUGGCCUCGGUUGGUGGUACUUAUAUCAACUUUGGACUCUGGGGCAUCUCGCUGCUCCCGGCCUGGUUGGUUAUUCGUCGGUUUGGGGUAAGCUUAGAAGAUCGCAAGCUGGCUAGGGAGUAUGGUGGACAGAUAGAUGGAUAG
Messenger RNA from Aspergillus sclerotioniger CBS 115572, 1368 nucleotides. RefSeq names its product DUF895 domain membrane protein. The record is from RefSeq and is a predicted model, not a curated record. The transcript is spliced from 5 exons. Bases 1 to 1368 code for a protein of 455 amino acids. Lineage: Eukaryota; Fungi; Ascomycota; Eurotiomycetes; Eurotiales; Aspergillaceae.